Cyphellophora attinorum is the source of this 3834-nucleotide messenger RNA. RefSeq lists its product as uncharacterized. NCBI's taxonomy places the organism in Eukaryota, Fungi, Ascomycota, Eurotiomycetes, Chaetothyriales, Cyphellophoraceae. The record is from RefSeq and is a predicted model, not a curated record. Gene Ontology annotation, molecular function: ATP binding; DNA binding; 3'-5' DNA helicase activity. The transcript is spliced from 2 exons. Gene Ontology annotation, biological process: recombinational repair. The coding region runs from base 1 to 3834 and encodes 1277 amino acids.
AUGGCAGACUUCACCAGUGGAGGCCUCCUCGUUGCUCGUUCUGACGAGCCUUCCGCCAACAACGUCGCGACGACACUGGACACCAUACCUCAAGAGAUCAUCGACAAUGUCUGGAAGCAAUACUUCCUCGGUCUGAAAGUGACAGGUCGGCCGCUGUAUCAUUCGUCUCAAAUUGCAACUCCUCCCAGCAGAGUCGGCCUCGACUGUCUGUGGACAAUCAAUCACAAGCAAAGCACCACAGCCAAAGCAGCCAUGUUGAAGCACGCCACAAUGGUUCUGAAGAACCCGAAGCAUGUCGCCUACCUUCUCUGCAAUCAUGAAAAGGAUCUGUCCACAAUGAGCUAUGUCAAAAUUGACUCAUGGGAGGACUGGGAGCACACGCCGUUCACACUGAUGGACGAUUUCUUCAGAGCUUGCUCACAGCUGCAGCACCUCCACAUCCGAACGGAAUCGUGUUACCCCCGGCAGGAGCUGCAUCCCGCAGUCAUCGCUUCAGAGGCUGACUUCGUCAAAGAGACCGAAGAUGGGGAACCAUGGGUUCUAGAAAUCAUCGACGACGGCUUGUCGGGCGCUCUGUACGAUAUGAGCUUCCACAAGAAGGCCUAUGGGUGGGCUUGCGACAUCAUCGCGGGAAAGGCUUUUGCAGGUCAGACAGCCCCUCCCAGUGUGCUGAUUGAGGUUACGCUUCGAUUCGGGACCUCAAAUCAAGACGUUGACGUGAUCGACCGCGAGUACCAGCUGCCGAAGCUCGUAUAUCAUUCAAAAACGAAAGUUCUAGAUGGCGUGCUUCUGAACCGCCAAGUGAGUCUGCCACAGAUCAUCAGGGAGCACAAGGUUGCGCGAGGCGGCCGUGGCCGUCUCUGCGACAAGAAGUCUGUCGAUUCAAUACUCAGACAUACGUUCGAAAGCGUGUAUGAGCGUCUCGGACCUCUUGCGCGUGUCCGGUUUGCGAUGCGUGAGGACAAAGCAUACUCGGGUCGAGCCGAUCAAAGCCUGGAGGCCGAGAUGUUCUUACUUCUCGUGCAUAUCGGGGAGUUCGACAUGCCGAGGCUUAGAGACUGCUGGCGGACUGGCGAGUUCGACAUGGACAAUCCGUUGUGCCGUCGCACUAUCGAGUGGUUGGAAGGACGACUCACACCUAUUCCGCUGAGGCUGAGAUCCUUCGAGCAGGCCAUGGACUUGGUCAGCGACAUCACAGACGGAGACGUAGUCGGCUCUAGACACUUCAUGCUGAAGCAUGCCUGGGAGCUGCACAACAACGGAAAUGGCGUCGAGUUUACCAACUUCCGAGAUCUCUAUACCUUCAUCAUGCCGACGGAUCCGAAUCAGAACAAGGACAACUGGAUCCUAGCGCAAUGCUUCGACCAGAUCUACAGACCCUUCAAGGAUUGGAAGCUCAGAGACGUGAUUCGAGAACGAUUUGGCAUCCGGAGGGAUGUCUUCCAACGGCGUCACGCCGCGACCGCCGUGGCAAUCGCACAUGAUGUACCUCCGCCGUCUUUGCCUGCUAGUGUGGGCAAGCCUCUACCGCAACCAUCAGCAGAACAGCAAGUGGCCAUCGAUACGUUGCUCAACACCAAGAGCAACAUCAUCGUGGAUGCCAUGGCAGGAUCAGGUAAGACCACCACGAUCUUGCAUCUGGCCCAAGCAGCGCCUGAUACAAAAUUCCUUGUCCUGGUCUAUAAUCGAAAGCUAUUGCUAGAGACAGAUGAGCGAGCCAAGUCACUUGGACUCAGCAAUGUUGCAGUCUACAACUAUCACACCCUUGGAAACCGUUUCUAUACGCAGGAAUGCUCGACUGAUCAGGGAUUGAAGCGCGUGGUCCAAGAUGACAUGGCGGUCUUGCCUGGCACACAACUGCCUGACUUCGACGUACUGAUCAUGGACGAACAGCAGGAUCUGAUUCCGAUCUACAAGAAAUUUGUCGACAAGAUUGUGAGUGACAAAGGCUAUGUGGCGCGAGGAACUCAGCAGACUCCGAAGCAAAGUCCUCUCAGAGUAUUUGUUCUUGGUGACAAGCGGCAACAGAUCUACUCUUUCAACAACGCCGACUCGAGGUUUCUGACAAUGGCUAACGAGCGUGACAUCUUCGGCUAUGUCAACCAGGAGCCCUGGGUACGAGCACAACAGACGUAUUCGAAUCGAAUGACUGAACCCAAUGCUGAUUUCAUCAACGAUCAAUUACUACGGGUCGAUCUGGGCGCCUCACCAAUGCGGGCUGCACGGAGCAUCGAUCGUGAUGGCAAAUUGUAUCCUCGGCCACGGUACAUCAUCUGCGAUCCUGCAGAAGAAGCGGUCAGCGAGGUCCAGCGGCUCCUUACAGAGGGCAAUGUCAAACCUGCAGAUAUUUUGGUUUUGGCCCCGUCUACCCGUAACAAGUCUGCUGCAAAGCAAGCUGCGAACGAACUCGCUCGCCGAGAUGUGCCUGUUUACCGAGCCGACUCCGACGUGCUCCUGCCUUCCGAUAGAGUUACACAUGGGAAGGUCCUCAUCUGCACCUACCACCAGAGCAAAGGUAUCGAACGACCAGUGUGCAUCGCUUUGGGCUUCGAUCAAUCGUAUCAUUCCUUCUAUGACAAACAGGAUGAGCUACCAGCAGUUGUGACGAAUCCGCAGUACGUUGCUGCGACUCGAGCUGUGACUCAGCUCAUUCUUCUACAAGACUUUCAAUGGGCACCUCUCCCAUAUGUUAACCUUUCCACGAUUGGCGAGACCUGCGACCUGAUAGUUCGAAAGGCUCCAAUACCAAGCCCACAGACCGUAGAGGCGGUGGCGAAAGCGAGAAAGCUGCCUCUGUUUGGCGUGACAGCGCUGUGCAGGAAUCUACCGGAAACUGUCAUCACACACUGUCUAGAGAAGCUCAAACUACAUCAGGUCGCCGCGCCUGUAUACCCAGCAUCUGCUCCUCCUACAGAAGUAGCAGACAAGUACGGCCUGAUCGAGUCGACGGCUGCAAUCACUGGAACUGCGGUGCCCGCGCUCUUCGAGUGGUUCAGAACACGGGAUCUCACAAUAUUGAAUCAGCUUUUCUAUAAGGACAAGGAAAGAGGACCGUUGAAGUGGAUAGAGAAGAACCUCCCCCCUGAACACGUACAAAAAUUUAUCGAGAUACACGAAAAGUGUCAAUCUAGCCAGGAGCUGUCCUCGGGCGAUAUACUCUACGUAGCGCAUGUCACCAUGGCUAAGCUCGACAAUGACUUAGUCGGUCUGCUCAGCAUACCUUUGUCGAGCUACAACUGGGUCACGCCAGAGUACAUCGACCAUAUCAUGUACACUUUGGGCUACAUCCCCAAGCCUGCUAACAUUGGCAAACGCGCUAAGUACGAGGUCACCAAGAUCAUCAAGUUCAUGGAUAUUCAAGUUGGACCACUUGAAGACGACAAUCAUGGUGUCCUCGUCAUGGGCUCGAUGGACAUCUACCAACCGAAGACGGAAUCAAGCACAGUCUGGGAAGUCAAGCACAUCGAUGUGCUUUCACCGGAACACCUCAUCCAGACUGCCUUAUACAUGCUUCUGCUGCACCCACGGCAGAAACCAGCGCACGGCUACCUUGUCUCAGCACGGACGGGCCACGUUGUGGAGAUCAGCCCAGCGCAUGAGAAUGCGCUCAAGGAGUUGCUGCAGAUCUUGGUUGGAGUGAAGUCCGGUGGCCCUCAGGCGAGGCUCUUGCACGAAUGCUCCGACGAGGAAUUCCUUGCGGAAGCAGCGCGUGAUUUCUCUGGCCUGAUAGGGAAGUGUGCUUUGCCUGCUUGGUUCUCCGAGCGGCCAUCGAGGUCACGGUACCAGCCGAAGAAAACGGGAAGACCGAGAGCGUCAGAACAGAUCGAUGUCUGA